AUGGAGGGUACAUCAACCGGCCAACGACCCUACAUUCGACUAACCUCUCAACUUCGAAACGCCACAAAAAGCUCUGGAGAUGAGGUUCGGUUUAAGUGCGAAGCACUCGGAACACCGCCUCUCAAGUUUAUAUGGCUAAAAAACAAAGGAGCAAUCGAGAAAUCGAAGCGAGUGAAAAUCCGUGAUAAAGAGAACUCGUCGCGUCUAGUCAUCACACAACUCGAUGUUCUUGAUAGUGGUUAUUAUCAAUGUAUUGUUACUAACUCUGCCGCUUCAGUGAAUACGACCAGUGUGUUGAGGACUGACCUUGGAGGCGUCUUGCAUAGUCGGAAAGUCCCAGGUCUCGAAUACGUCCAAAAUCGCCUGGAAGACAGUAAUCCUAAGAUUCUAGAACCUCGUAGGCAUCAGAAAGAUUUAUACCGGUCUAGAAGACGUCCUUAG
Molecule: messenger RNA, 441 nt
Organism: Caenorhabditis remanei
Lineage: Eukaryota; Metazoa; Nematoda; Chromadorea; Rhabditida; Rhabditidae
Exons: 3
Coding region: 1-441 (146 amino acids)
Source: RefSeq, a predicted model, not a curated record